Rubroshorea leprosula is the source of this 943-nucleotide messenger RNA. Lineage: Eukaryota; Viridiplantae; Streptophyta; Magnoliopsida; Malvales; Dipterocarpaceae. The record is from the annotation of a GenBank genome assembly.
GCUGAAAUUAUUUCCGAAGAUUGUUAGGGUUCGUUUGGAGUUCUCAGAUCGGAAUUCUAAUUCUCCGAUUCACCAAUAUCAGUUUCUCAGAUUUGAUUUCGAGAGAAUGGCAGCAAUUUACAGCCUUUACAUCAUAAACAAAUCGGGUGGUUUGAUCUUCUACAAGGAUUAUGGUUCUAAGGGACGCAUGGAUACAAAUGAUAGCUUGAGAGUGGCAAGUUUAUGGCACUCGAUGCACGCGAUCUCUCAGCAGUUGUCGCCCACAACUGGUUGUUCGGGCAUUGAACUGCUUGAAGCUGACACAUUUGAUCUUCAUUGCUUUCAAUCUCUUACUGGAACGAAGUUCUUUGUGGUUUGUGAACCUGGGACACAGCACAUGGAGGCUCUGUUGAAAGUCAUCUAUGAACUGUACACAGAUUAUGUGUUGAAGAAUCCCUUCUAUGAGAUGGAAAUGCCUAUACGAUGUGAACUCUUUGACAUCAACUUGACACAGGCAAUUCAAAAGGAUCGUGUGGCGUUGUUGGGACGUUGAACCCACUCAACAUAACCAAAUUCAAAUUGUUCUUAUUUUGUUAUCUUCAUGUUUACAUCUCCGAUAUGAAAGGGUAUGAGCUACUUUUUACAGAUGUCUGGUUCAUGAUGGUGAAGCAUUUACAGGAUUGGAUUACUAUUAGUGUUGCCUUUUCGAUUACUAAAGACAAACUUCUUUAAUGAGUAGAGUUGCCUUCAUGUUCUAAAUGUUGUGUACAGAGCCAAGAUCAUGUUAUUGUCUAUUGCAUGGCUUUACAGGCAAUGGAGAUCCUUGUUUUUAAUGAUUCUGACAUUAAACAGUAUCAGCAACUAUGAUUUGCAUUUGAUAUUAAAUUCAAAGGAAAGAUUGUUGGUGUGCUAAAACUUGUGGUGCAACAGCCCAAAAAGAUACCCUGCUGCAGAGACUAGAAUU